AUGGCUCUAGAUGACCUCGCCAACGUCGUCCACCCGAAUCCAUCAGUUGAAGACGUUCCAGAUGUCAAGGAAGCUUCUAGAUCUCCAGAAGAUAAAGAUCAGAAAACCAAGAAAUUCUCCAUUCUGGCUACACCGUUGCCAGUUAAUGAAGGCGUGUUGGCUCCAGAAGACCAUCAGGAAUCAGAAUCUCUAGCUGAAGACGUCAAGGAACCUUCUAAAUCUCCAGAAGAUGAUGAACACCAGAGAAUCAAGAAGCCAUUGAACGCGUUCAUGUGUUUUGCCAAGGAGCAUCGGCCAAAAUUGUGUACGGAGCCUGGAACGCCAUCUGCUGAAAACAACAAAAUUUUGGGUAAAAAAUGGCAAGAAUUGUCCCCAGAAGAACGCAAAAAGUACUUUGAUAAGGCUGAAAAAGAGCACGAAGAGCAUAAAAUAAAAUAUCCCGAAUGGUCACCUGCUCAAAACUAUCGAAGAGCAAAAACGAAGAAGAGAACACGAAAAAUGAUUGAUGGUGAGAUUUUGAAGUAUCGAUUUUUUGAUUUUUUAAAGUUUUCAGAGAAACAAAAGCCAGGAAAAAAAUAUCGUGCCCAUUUUGGGAUGGAGAAUCGAAAGCUUUGGUGUAGAAAGUGUUUGCUGAAGCAGAGAUGUAGCUAUCAGGAAAGCUCAACGCCUUCUGAAUCAGAUGCAAAUGAAAAAAUGGGAAUUCAAAAUCCAAAACCAAUGAUUCUGAAUAUAUAG
Molecule: messenger RNA, 735 nt
Organism: Caenorhabditis briggsae
Lineage: Eukaryota; Metazoa; Nematoda; Chromadorea; Rhabditida; Rhabditidae
Exons: 1
Coding region: 1-735 (244 amino acids)
Biological process (GO): canonical Wnt signaling pathway; regulation of transcription by RNA polymerase II
Cellular component (GO): beta-catenin-TCF complex
Molecular function (GO): RNA polymerase II cis-regulatory region sequence-specific DNA binding; DNA-binding transcription factor activity, RNA polymerase II-specific
Source: RefSeq, a predicted model, not a curated record